This is a messenger RNA of Capsicum annuum, 632 nucleotides long. Its product is annotated as probable glutathione S-transferase. The coding region runs from base 125 to 484 and encodes 119 amino acids. Gene Ontology annotation, biological process: glutathione metabolic process. NCBI's taxonomy places the organism in Eukaryota, Viridiplantae, Streptophyta, Magnoliopsida, Solanales, Solanaceae. The transcript has 2 exons. The record is from RefSeq and is a predicted model, not a curated record. Gene Ontology annotation, cellular component: cytoplasm. Gene Ontology annotation, molecular function: glutathione transferase activity.
CCGACUCUCAGCCCAAUUGCUCAUACCUUGAUCUAGAUAUACAAAAUAGGACAUAAUGAAUUUGCCCUUGCUGUAUACUUCCCCUGCUCCACAGUUUACUUCUUGACAGCUACCUUGCAAAACAAUGGAGGAGGGGCCAGCAGUUGGGAGAAGUUUCCUUCUUAAAGGAGAGGAACAAGAGAAAGCUAAAGAGGAAGUUUAUGAGAUGUUGAAAGUUCUUGAUAAUGAGCUCAAGGACAAGAAAUUCUUUGUGGGUGACAAAUUUGGAUUUGCUGAUAUUACUGCAAAUGCUUCGGCUCUUUGGCUGGGAGUUCUUGAAGAAGCAUCUGGAGUUGUAUUAGUGACAAGUGAAAUGCUUCCAAAUUUUUGUGCAUGGAGAGAUCAAUACAUUAAUUACAGCGAAAACAAGAAAUAUUUACCUUUGAGAGAUGAGUUGCUUGCCAAAUUGAAAGCACGCGUUCAACCUGCAGCUGCUCCCAAGUAGACACGUUUUACUUAAGUGUAAUUUCAAGUUUUUGUGUGGCAAUAAAACUACCUACUGAAGAAAAAUAGCUCAUCCUACAAGUUUUUGUAUGGCAAUAAUGCAUGUGACUUGUAAUUUCUUCUAGCAUUUAAGUGAUAAGAGCCUUCUU